CGAGCGGCGGGAGCGGAGGGGCGGCCGCGGGGCCGCCGCCACCAGGGAGGACCCGCCGUGGUGCUGCUCCAAAAUGCACAGGACCACCAGGAUAAAGAUCACCGAGCUGAACCCCCACCUGAUGUGCGCCCUGUGCGGCGGCUACUUCAUCGACGCCACCACCAUCGUGGAGUGUCUGCACUCCUUCUGCAAAACCUGCAUCGUUCGCUACCUGGAGACCAACAAGUACUGCCCCAUGUGUGAUGUCCAAGUGCACAAAACCAGGCCCCUCCUCAGCAUCAGGUCGGACAAAACCCUUCAGGACAUUGUGUACAAACUGGUCCCGGGGCUUUUCAAAGAUGAGAUGAAGAGGCGCCGCGAUUUCUACGCCGCGUAUCCCAUGGCCGAGGUUCCCAACGGCUCCAACGAGGAUCGAGGGGAGGUGUCCGAGCAGGACAAGGGGAACCUGACGGACGACGAGAUCGUCAGCCUGUCCAUCGAGUUCUACGAGGGCUCCAGAGAGGAAAAGAAAGGCACCGUCGAGAACGGGGACCUGGAGAAGGAGAAGAGCAACGGGCUGCGGUUCCUGCGCUGUCCCGCGGCCAUGACCGUCAUGCACCUCGCCAAGUUCCUCCGCAACAAGAUGGAUGUUCCCAGCAAGUACAAGGUGAGGGGAUCCCCGGGGGUGCCUGGGGGUGCCUGGGGGUGCCUGGGGGGUGUCUGGGGGUGCCCGGGGUCUGCUCAUUGCCCGGAUUUCGCUGGUGCUGUAGGAUGCCAUGGGGUGCUAUGGGGUGCUGUAGGGUGCUGUAGGAUGCCAUGGGGUGCUAUAGGGUGCUGUGGGGUGCCGUGGGGUACCGUGGGCGCCACAGGGUGCCAGCCGUGCCCCUCUGCCCCCCCUCCUUCCCCGCAGAACGGCCCCUUGCCUCUGAAAUACCGCGUCCAGCCCGCCUGCAAGCGGCUCAAGCUGUCCCACCCUGCCCCCUCCGAGGGCACCAACACCAGCGGCGCCUCCGAGUGCGAGUCGGGCAGCGACAAAGCUCACAGCCCCGCCACGCUCCCCGCCACCUCCUCCUCCCUGCCCAGCCCUGGCACCCCGUCCCACGGCUCGCCCAGCUCCGGCACCGGCACCACCCUCAACGGCACCUCGAACUGCCACCCCCUGGCACCCACCGGCGCCCGGUGCCGCAAAACGACUGUGAACGGCAGCGCGGGCUCGGCCUUGACCUAAAACCCCGCCCGGCAGGGACUGCCCCGCCCGCCCCGGCUUUUCUUAUGUAGAUUGUUCUAUACAGACCUUAUAUAAAUAUAUACGUUGUACAUAGGGAGAAAAAAAAAAAAAGAAAAAAAGAGAAA
Molecule: messenger RNA, 1332 nt
Organism: Lepidothrix coronata (blue-crowned manakin)
Lineage: Eukaryota; Metazoa; Chordata; Aves; Passeriformes; Pipridae
Gene: PCGF2
Product: polycomb group ring finger 2
Exons: 9
Coding region: 74-1207 (377 amino acids)
Biological process (GO): negative regulation of transcription by RNA polymerase II
Cellular component (GO): PRC1 complex
Molecular function (GO): promoter-specific chromatin binding
Source: RefSeq, a predicted model, not a curated record